GUCACUGGGUUUGAGUGCAGUAUCCUCAGUUGGCCUCUGCUCUGUAGAGGCGCCUUUGAUGCGCUAAGAGGUUUGUCCGCUGCUCGGCGCCGACUCAUAACAGUCUUUAUCGUCUCAGUUCGGCCUCAAGGGUCCAGUUUACUCUUCAUACCGACGGAAAAACAUCAGGACGGUUCAGUGAGUGGAGCUCGCCGACGAUUAAACUGCCCUUGAUGUGACGGCGCCGCGGCGGAGUCGCCCUCUCUACCUCCGAUCGCCCUCCGUGCCUCGCCGCAUGACGUCCGAUGACCGCUGACCCUCGGAGGGGAAACCCCGUCCUCACCCUGCAUCCCCCACUUCCUGUGGACUCCUGAUACCGCCGCCACCGUCUGACAUCUCCACCUGUUCCAGUGGAGGUGUGGAGGACCAGAGAAUAAAUUUCCCCUUUUCAAAUUUCUCCUGGUUGGUUUGAGUCCGGUUCUGCCGGCCACGCGAGUUUUCAAAGCUGGGGCGCGAUUCCUGGGAUGCAACCAUGUCGGGUCUGAGUGAGCGCAGGCCGGUCAACACGGACUACGCCGUCUCGCUGCUGGAGCAGCUCAAGUUCUUCUACGAACAGAAGCUUCUGACGGAUGUGGUGUUGCUGGUGGAGGACGCGGAGUUCCCGUGUCACAAGAUGGUUCUGGCCACGUGUAGCUCCUAUUUCAGAGCGAUGUUCAUGAGCGGCCUCAGCGAGAGCAAGCAGACCCACGUCCACCUGAGGAACGUGGACCCCGCCACGCUGAAGAUCAUCAUCGCCUACGCCUACACGGGCCACCUGGCCAUCAGCGACAGCACGGUGGAGCCGCUCUACGAGACCGCCUGCUUCCUGCAGGUGGAAGACGUCUUGCUGCAGUGCAGAGACUACCUGGUGAAGAAGAUCAACGCUGAGAACUGCGUCCGCAUGCUGAGCAUCGGCGACCUCUUCAGCUGCAGCGAGCUAAAGCAGAGCGCCAAGCGCAUGGUGGAGCACAAGUUCCCCAGAGUUUACCGACAGGAGGCCUUCCUGCAGCUCUCCCAUGAGCUGCUCAUCGACAUCCUGAGCAGCGACAACCUCAACGUGGAGAAGGAGGAGACGGUGCGCGAGGCGGCCAUGUUGUGGUUAGAGUUCAACAUGGAGGCACGCUCGCAGCACCUGUCCUCCGUGCUGAGCCAGAUCCGCAUCGACGCGCUGUCGGAGGUGACCCAGCGCGCCUGGUUCCAGGGUCUGCCGCCCAACGAUAAGUCGGUGGUGGUGCAGGGCCUCUACAAGUCCAUGCCCAAGUUCUUCAAGCCUCGCCUGGGCAUGACCAAGGAGGAGAUGCUGAUCUUCAUGGAGGCCAUGUCGGAGACGCAAGGCGAGAGCUACGUCACGUCGACGUCAGCGCCUACGACGAUAGUGUGUUACAGCCCGCAGGCGGAGAAGGUGUACAAGCUGUGUAACCCGCCGGGAGACCUGCAGAAGGUCGGGACCCUUGUUACCCCCGACAACGACGUCUACAUCGCCGGCGGUCAGAUCCCCCUCAAAAACUCAAUAGCCAACCAUGGCAGGAGCGGGAAGCUGCAGGCCGUGUUCCGCUCGGUCGACAGCUUCUUCUGGUUCGAUGCGCAGCAGAACGCCUGGGUGCCGAAGACCCCCAUGCUGUGCGCCCGCAUCAAGCCGUCGCUGGUCUACUGCGACGGCUACAUUUAUGCAAUCGGCGGCGACAACGUGGGCGGGGAGCUGAACAAGCGCACGGUGGAGCGCUACGACUGCGAGAAGGAUGAGUGGACUAUGAUGAGCCCGCUGCCCUUCGCCUGGAACUGGAGCACCUCGGUGGUGGCACACGACUGCAUCUAUGUGAUGACCCACGACCUGAUGUACUGCUACUUCCCCCGCGCCGACGCCUGGGUGGAGAUGGCCAUGCGCAAAACCAGCCGCUGCUUCGCCUCUGCCGCCGCCUUCGGUGACCUCAUCUUUUACAUCGGCGGCCUCCACGUGGUCAGCAACUCCGGCAUCCGCAUGCCGACCAGCACCAUCGACGGCUCCUCGGUCACCGUGGAGAUCUACGACGUCAACAAGAACGAGUGGCGCCUGGCCGCCAACAUCCCAGCCAAGCGCUACUCGGACCCGUGCGUGCGUGCCGUGGUGCUGCUCAACUCGCUCUGCAUCUUCAUGAGGGAGACCCACAUGAACGAGCGCGCCAAGUACGCCAUCUACCAGUACGACACGGACCUGGACCGCUGGUACCUGCGGCAGCCUGUGUCCGAACGCGUCCUCUGGGAUCUGGGGAAGGACUUCCGCUGCGCCGUAGGGAAACUUUACCCUUCCUGCUUGGAGGAGUCUCCGUGGAAACCGCCAACGUACCUCUUCUCCCCCGACGGCGGUGAGGAGUUUGAGGUGGACGGAGAGCUGGUGACCCUCCCCCACGUAUAGCUUCUACCUCCCCCCCUCCAUGACAUAUUGGAGGAACAUUGAGGAAGGGGGGGGGCUGUAGCGUUGGCGUGAAAAGUGAGAAAGGUCCACCGGACUCAAUUCCCCUCAAAUAUAAAUCCAUUCUCAUUUUGGUUCUGUUUUAUUUUGUCAGUGGUGACAUCUGUUAGAUAUUAUGUCGGUCAUACUGUUUCUACAAUGUGAUAAUCUCAAACUAAUUUUGUGAUGAUGAUGAUGCACUUAACUGGUAAACCUUCUGGUUAACGGAAACUGUACCAAAAUCUCUUCUGUCUGCUAAAGAAAUACUCCACAGAAAAUCAAAGAUCACUGCAACUGGAUGUUGAAUAUGAAGAUAUUUCAGCGCCUUCUUGUUUGAAGACUUGAGUUUAGAUAAAUAUUUAUGCAGCUUUAAUAAAAUAAAGUUCGGAAAACGAUAAAAGUGAAGCAGCUGGGCUCAAAGGGAAUAAACUGGGUGGUUUUUCAGCUCUGGGCCGGAUCGUGUCCUCGUGUUGCCUUCUCAUUUGUUUAAGUUUUUUCCCCCUAAGAACUGGAACACAUAAAGAAGGAAAAUGUGCUGCAGGGUUUUCUAUAAAUAUAGUUUAUGAUCCAUCUUUAAAGGAAAACAACAGAUAUUCCCUAUUUAUGGGGAAUAUCUGUUUGGCUCUCAAUUCAUGCUGAAAAAAGAAACAAUUUCACACGUCUACCUUUUCAUUUCAGUUAUUCCCUUUUUUUGUAAUUCAUGUUUUAAACAUUAAAUAAAGAAAGAUGGAAACUUUAUUCAUACCCAGAAGGAAGCCAAAAUAUACUGAAUCGCAAAAAUCUGCUUUCAUGAAAUAUUGGAUAGACUUUCACUGCCUUUCUGUCCACAUCUGAUGAUUAUUUUGUAUUAUAAAAGUAGCUGGGCUAAUUAAAGUUGAUGUUUACAACGCAGUUUUCACCAACCGGGCUGCAAUUUCGGUUUUUCUAACCUUCGGCGACUCUAACCACGUAAAAUCUAAAAUAUCCCAACAAAAUACAGUUUGAAAUGUGAAGAAAAGUCACCAGAAUACUCAAGCCUGAUGUAAAAUGUAAUUUAGUUUA
Molecule: messenger RNA, 3487 nt
Organism: Gambusia affinis (western mosquitofish)
Lineage: Eukaryota; Metazoa; Chordata; Actinopteri; Cyprinodontiformes; Poeciliidae
Gene: kbtbd2
Product: kelch repeat and BTB (POZ) domain containing 2
Exons: 4
Coding region: 512-2410 (632 amino acids)
Molecular function (GO): protein binding
Source: RefSeq, a predicted model, not a curated record